AUGGAAGUCAUCGAUGACUAUGGGGCUGAUGCACUGCGGUUAUACCUCAUCAACUCUCCUGUUGUGCGUGCUGAGCCAUUACGUUUCAAAAAAGAAGGUGUUUUUGGUGUUGUCAAGGAUGUAUUUCUUCCUUGGUACAACGCAUAUAGGUUCCUUGUUCAGAACGCUAAGAGACUUGAAGUUGAGGGCUUUGCCCCUUUCCGCCCUAUAAAUCAUGCCACUGUAGAAAAGUCAUCAAAUGUCCUUGACCAGUGGAUCAACUCAGCCACACAGAGUCUUGUAUAUUUUGUCCAGCAAGAGAUGAAUGGUUAUCGACUUUACACGGUGGUUCCAUAUCUUUUGAAGUUUCUUGACAACUUGACAAAUAUAUACGUGCGUUUUAAUCGCAAGAGGCUAAAGGGUCGUACUGGUGAAGAAGAUUGUAGGAUGGCACUCUCAACUCUCUUCAAUGUCCUUUUAGUGUCAUGUAAAGUGAUGGCACCAUUAACCCCAUUCUUCACUGAGGUCCUUUAUCAAAAUAUGCGGAAAGUUUUGAAUGAGUCAGAGGAAAGCAUUCAUUUUUGCAGUUUUCCUCAAGCAGAGGGAAAGAGAGAUGAACGUAUCGAGCAAAGUGUUACAAGAAUGAUGACAAUAAUUGAUCUUGCGCGUAAUAUUCGUGAGCGUCACAACAAGCCUCUCAAACACCCCUCAGUUCAUCCUGAUGCAGACUUUCUUGAUGAUAUUGCUGGAAAGCUAAGAGAGUAUGUUUUGGAGGAACUUAAUGUACGGUCGCUUGUCCCAUGUAAUGAUACACUGAAAUAUGCUUCGUUACGUGCAGAGCCUGAUUUUAGCGUAUUAGGUAAGCGGCUAGGAAAAUCUAUGGGAGUUGUUGCCAAAGAAGUCAAGGCUAUGUCCCAGGAAAGCAUUUUAGGAUUUGAGAAAGCUGGAGAAGUUACUCUUUCUGGUCAUUGUUUAAAACUGGCUGAUAUUAAGGUUGUUAGGGAUUUCAAACGUCCUAAUGGAACGACAGAAAAGGAGAUUGAUGCAAACGGAGAUGGUGAUGUUUUGGUGAUUUUGGAUUUACGUCCAGAUGAGUCGUUGUUUGAGGCCGGUAUUGCUCGUGAGAUUGUUAACAGAAUUCAGAAGUUACGGAAGAAAGCUGCCCUUGAACCUACUGACAUGGUGGAAGCGUACUUUGAUUCUUUGGAUCAAGACAAAUCUGUCUCACAACGGGUUUUGCACUCACAGGAACAAUACAUUAGGGAUGCCAUUGGUUUGCCACUGCUUCCUUCUAGUGUGAUGCCAUCAGAUGCUCUCGUUGUUGCGGAGGAGAGUUUCCAUGGGAUUUCUGGCAUGUCAUUUGUUAUCAGUUUGGCCCGACCUGCCCUAGUGUUCAACUCAGAUGCAAUUCUCCCUCUGUAUUCGGGAAAUGCUGAAUCCGUACGGUGUCUGCAAACAUACUUGUUAUCAAGGGAUCAUGCAACUUUGAAGUCUGAGUUUCAGGCUGGACAUGGAAAGAUAACCGUUGAUUGCAUUGAAAACAUUCCUCCAGUGGAUUUGGUGUUGGGGGAACACGUAUUCUUGUGUGUUGGAGAUUUUAGAACAAAAUCUCAGUAG
Messenger RNA from Prunus armeniaca (apricot), 1596 nucleotides. NCBI's taxonomy places the organism in Eukaryota, Viridiplantae, Streptophyta, Magnoliopsida, Rosales, Rosaceae. The record is from the annotation of a GenBank genome assembly.